AUGGAGAGCCAGGUUAAAUCCCACUGGAUGCAGAGAAAUGGCCACCAUUUUCAUAUCGGUCUGGUUUUAAAUCCUGUUGCCAACAGCUUGGCAUAUAGAAGUUCAUUCCAAGUGUCGGGCACUCCAGGUAGACACCAAUGGCUGCAGUCUUGUGGGGCAGUGAUUGAAGUACCUGAAUACAAUCUCACCGUCGAAUACUAUAGAAUGCCUUAUUUAGUCGUCAUUGAUCGCCCACCAGAAAAUUCGUCCAAGGAAGUUACCGGUGUGGUUAGGGUCGAUAAACUGCAUUGGUUCUCCACUAAAUGGGUUGGAGCGAAUGUUUUUGUAUUCAGCGCUGGUCAUUGGUGGAAUCAAGACAAAACGGUCAAGAGGGGACAUUUUUUCCAGGAAGGAAAAAGUGUGAACAUGACCAUGGAUGUAAUGGAAGCCUUUCGAAGAUCUCUAAACACGUUGAAGUCGUGGUUGAUGCAAAAUUUAGAGCCCGAAAAGAGCCUUAUCUUCUUCCGCAGUUAUUCGCCAGUACAUUACAGGGAUGGAGAAUGGAAUGAAGGUGGUCAUUGUAAUUUGAAUAUAGAACCAGAAUCAGACUACAAAAGGCUGAACUCAGAACCAAGAAACAAUAUACUUAUUUACGAAGUAGUCAAACAAAUGAAAAGUGCAAAGAGAAAUGUUCACUUCUUGAACGUAACGUAUUUAACUGAAUAUAGGAAAGAUGGUCACCCAUCAAGCCACCGCGAACCAGGUACUUCAAUCACUGCCCCACAAGACUGCAGCCAUUGGUGUCUACCUGGAGUGCCCGACACUUGGAAUGAACUUCUAUAUGCCAAGCUUUUGGCAACAGGAUUUAAAACCAGACCGAUAUGA
Fraxinus pennsylvanica is the source of this 864-nucleotide messenger RNA. The record is from the annotation of a GenBank genome assembly. Lineage: Eukaryota; Viridiplantae; Streptophyta; Magnoliopsida; Lamiales; Oleaceae.